AUGGAAGCAGCAGCAAAUUCACAAAUCUUUGGAACCUGGAUAGAAGAACACAUGUACACUGGUUUCUUGAUGGGUUUCGUCCCUUCACUCAGUUUUCUUGAGCCAUCUGGUAAGACGUUGCCUACUUUCAUGGUAGCAAUCAAGCACAGUAAAAUCAACCUGGCAGCCCAGCUGAAAUUCAAACGCGAGCACGAAAGAUCCCGAGUAAUGUCAUUGCAGAGACUGAAGCCGCAAUCUUCGUCUUCGCCUACUCCGCCUAGAGCCACACAGCGACCGCUCCCAUUCGCAGACUCACCUGAUUCACCUCUGUAUCCACGAUUAUCGCGAGCUCCCACAACUCCCCUGAUAUACGAAGACGAUGAACCUUCGGAUCUCAAGGAGGAUGAAGACGAGGCUAAGGAGAAGACUCAUAGCCCGAGGUGUAGAGUCAAACUCAAACGGCUUUCUGCCUCCCGAUUCCCACUGCUUUUCCGAGUGUCAUCUUCUCCACCUAUCACUGCACCAGUUGACCGUUCCACUAUUUCUGCUUCAAAUCCUACCAGGCCGAAACCUCUUCGUCGUCAGAGUGGUCUCUUAGUGCGACAGGGGAGUCCAGUAGCAGGAUCGCAUGAGGCUGCGGAAGAUGAUGAGUUGGCCGCCGUGUUGGACGAAGCGGAGGAAGAGGAGGAAAAUGCGAAAGCCCGACUCCGAACCAGGUGGAGACUCAUUACGGAAACGCCAAUUAGCCUCUGCAGUAACGUCCAGGCACUUAGAGGAGUGUGUUCCUGGUCAUCAGAUGCAGACGGUGAUUACGAUGACCCUGACGGGGGAGCUCAGUCGUUCUUGGAAGGUCCCGGAUGCCAACCUUCCCGAGCAGGGAGCCAUGCGACAGAUCCAGUUCAGUUAAUCUUAUCCGCUUCCAGGACCGCAUCUUCGUCCGAUGUGGCGUCUCAACUCCUUGCAUCAGCGACAUCUAGUACAUCCAUACCGUCAAGGCGAGCCAAGUCUCGCUCAUACCUCUACACUGCCGAAGACGUCCUGAGUCUUGAAUCGGAUGACGCUGAUACGGAAUAUAUUGCAGCACGAGGUGGCCCAUCUUGGGAAGAAAGCUGGGAGGCGGGUAUCUGUUGAAGAUGACGCGGCGAAGAGACAUAGCUUAGCCGUCUAAGGAAUUGUUCGGCUUGACGCCCACUUUCCUAUUAUCGGCUAGUGUUU
Molecule: messenger RNA, 1194 nt
Organism: Lentinula edodes (shiitake mushroom)
Lineage: Eukaryota; Fungi; Basidiomycota; Agaricomycetes; Agaricales; Omphalotaceae
Exons: 7
Coding region: 1-1110 (369 amino acids)
Source: RefSeq, a predicted model, not a curated record